This is a messenger RNA of Exaiptasia diaphana, 1227 nucleotides long. Its product is annotated as galactose-3-O-sulfotransferase 4-like. The transcript has 2 exons. Gene Ontology annotation, cellular component: membrane. NCBI's taxonomy places the organism in Eukaryota, Metazoa, Cnidaria, Anthozoa, Actiniaria, Aiptasiidae. Gene Ontology annotation, biological process: glycolipid biosynthetic process. The record is from RefSeq and is a predicted model, not a curated record. Gene Ontology annotation, molecular function: galactosylceramide sulfotransferase activity. The coding region runs from base 1 to 1227 and encodes 408 amino acids.
AUGUCUUUUGACUGUAAAUUGUGUCACAAUAGACUUCUUAACGGUUCCCUAAGCCAUCUUGAAAGAAGUUACGAUGGAAUCAACAGCACUGCUGGUUAUAAAGUUCCUCGUGCUGUUCCCUCGCCCUUACCGAAAAACAAAGCCAUCAUGUUUCUAAAGACGCAUAAAACAGGCAGCAGCACCAUCACCAACAUUCUAAACAGAUAUGGAACCAAGAACAACUUAACGUUUGCUCUGCCAAAACAUGACGUAAUUUUCAACUGGCCUGAACGUUUGAAAACUGACUUCAUAGUAGAUUUAUGGGAAAAUCCUGACAUAUUAUGCAACCAUGCUAGAUACAACAGACGUCUUCUGCGCCAUCUCUUUCCCAAACAGAAAAGCGCUUAUAUAACUAUACUACGUGAGCCAUUAUCAAAUUUUGAGUCCAUAUUUAACUAUAUGUCGUUAUSGAAAUACCUUGAUAUUGAAGGCAAAGAUAGCAUGGAAGUGUUGCAGAAAUAUCUUCUUAGCAUAACAAAUUUCAAAUCUGCAAAGCUUCACCGUAAAGACACUCUACGACUAAUUCGAAACCCUAUGUUAUAUGACUUGGGGCUUGACUUUCGCUACUAUCAGGAUGAAAAGGCUGUCAAAAAUUACAUUCAAUUCUUGGACAAAGAGUUCGAUCUUGUCAUGAUUAUGGAAUUCUUUGACGAGUCAGUUGUUUUGCUGAAACGGCUAAUGGACUGGGAGAUGGAUGAUGUAGUUUUCCUCAAGCACAAUGAGCGGCAGGAGAAGGAAAAGAAGAAACUCACCCGUCUACUUGAGGCUAAUAUAAAAAGCUGGAACAGGGCUGAYUUCAUUCUCUAUAAUCACUUUAAUAACACCUUUUGGGAGAAAAUUGCCGCASAAGGACCGGACUUCUACGAGGAUCUUGGCAAAUUCCGUAAGCGCAAACAGGAGGUCACCGAGAUGUGUGUAAAUCCUGAACCAGUUCUCACUGAGGUAUAUCAUGAAAAAUUUGCCUUGGGUCAUAGCUUGAACGACAAUAUCCCAAACACUAUGAAAACAUUUUGUCGUAAUCUGGUGAAAAGUGAAUUGRUCUUUUAUAGAGAAAACUUGCAAGCUCAGAAAACACAACUUACCAAGAUAAAUGACCCAGGAGAGUUUAAAAAUGAGUUUGAUGMUGACAAYAAUUGGGAUAAAUCAAACGAUUUUCCUYAUCCAAUUAAUAAACAACUCAUUUUAUAA